Gongylonema pulchrum is the source of this 996-nucleotide messenger RNA. Lineage: Eukaryota; Metazoa; Nematoda; Chromadorea; Rhabditida; Gongylonematidae. The record is from the annotation of a GenBank genome assembly.
AUGGAGAAUGUGGAUCCGGACACGCUGCUGGAAUGGCUGCAGACGGGCACUGGGGAGCAGCGGGAUGUGCAGCUGAUGGCGCUUGAGCAGCUGUGCAUGACGCUGCUGAUGAGCGAUAACAUCGAUCAGUGCUUCGAAAGCUGCCCGCCGCGAACAUUCCUUCCUGCUUUAUGCAAAAUAUUUUUGGAUGAAACAGCUACGGAAAAUGUUUUGGAAGUCGAGGGAGCUGUAAAGGCGAUCUGUAAUCGUCUAGCGGUUGCUGAAAUGGACGAUCGUACGAGCAAGGAUCUCGCGGAGCAGUGCGUGAAACUGCUGGAACAUAUCUGUCAGAGGGAGUCAACUGCUGUUUUUGAUGCCGGUGGACUGCAGUGCAUGCUCACACUAGUGCGCCAGCACGGGCAGUGUGUUCAUAAGGAUACCGUUCACUCGGCAAUGUCAGUUGUAACGAGACUGUGUAGCAAAGUGGAGCCGAACGAUGCAUCAUUGCCGGAGUGCAGUGCCAGUUUAGGAGCUCUUUUGGAGCACGAAGAUCUGAAAGUGUCGGAGUGUGCUUUGCGCUGCUUUGCUGCACUCACCGAUCGGUUUAUGCGUAAAUCGAUGGAUCCGGUAGAAAUGGCUCAACACGGUAAUCUGGUGGAGCAUCUGCUGAGUUCUCUGGUAACAGCUCGUAUGAGCCAUGUGGCAUCGAACACAUCGCUAACACACAUACAUAAUGUGAGCUCUACGACUUCACGUGCGUCAAAUGAUUCGCCGGCCGUUGGUGUACACCGUCCAGCAUCAUUCAUCUCAAUUGUCAUCUCAGUGCUCAGUAAUCUCUGUCGCGGUUCACCUUUGUUUAUCCCCGCGUUGAAAUCGGUUCUGACAAGUAAGGAGGAGCGUUGUAUUAUGGAUACUCUACGUCUUUGUGACCUUGUUGUGUUGCUUCUCUGCGAAGGGCGAAGUGUUCUACCGAAAAGCGUCGCUUGUGUUGCAACCAGCCGAAAUGAAUCGGGUUAG